Molecule: messenger RNA, 3226 nt
Organism: Rotaria sp. Silwood1
Lineage: Eukaryota; Metazoa; Rotifera; Eurotatoria; Philodinida; Philodinidae
Source: the annotation of a GenBank genome assembly
AUGGUCGAUAUCGGUUUUGAAUUAACACAACCAUUACAUGACAUAUUAGGCUCUAAUAUGUUUGUACAUCAUUGUUUAGCCUUUUUGAAUACUCUUGGCAUGUAUAUUUUGAUGAUAUACACAGUAAUAGGAAUCGGCUAUUGGCAAGGAAAACCUGGUUUGAUCGUUGUUGAGAUAUGCAUAUUUAUCGUACGUCUUAUAUGUGGUUGGCUUACACAGUUACCUUAUUCUACAGAAUAUCUUGCUAGUCAACAUGACUUUCCUGAUUGUCUGACCAAUCUAUUUCGAAGUACAGUCAGUGAUGAAUUAUCGUCAAGACGACAACAUGCUAAUUUUUUCUUUUUCUACAGUGGUCAUGCUGCACUUGUCAGUCUUUUGGCAGUUCAUUUUUAUCGGAUAGGACAUUUACAUUACUCUUUUGCUUGUCAUAUAUUUAAUUUUUUACAGAUUUUACGUUUACUCGCUACACGAGGUCAUUACACAAUUGAUCUUAUUACUGGUAUUAUGGUCGGUUGGCGUGCACAUAAAUUUGUUCCAUCUAUUGAUAGAUACUUGCAAAUGACUAUCGAUCAUUAUGAAACUAAUUUGAAAUGUGAUAUUAAAACAUUUUUUUCUGGCAAGACGAUCUUUAUUACUGGUGCUACUGGUUUUGUUGGAAAAUGUUUAAUUGAAAAAUUACUUCGUUCAUGCCCAAAUGUUCAUCAAAUUUGUAUUCUUGUUCGACCAAAACGGGGUUCAUCAUCUAAUGAACGCGUGAUCGAAUUAUGCAGUUCACCACUCUUCGAUAUUGUUCGUUCGACUUACCCGGACUUCGCAUCUAAAUUAUAUGUCAUUGAAGGUGAUUUAGCUCAGCCGAAUUUCGGAAUGAGUAAAUCCGAUCAAAUCAAGUUAAUUGAUGAAUGUCAUAUCGUUUUUCAUUGUGCAGCUACAAUUCGUUUUGAUGAACCGUUGAAAACGGCUCUUGAACUCAAUCUACUAUCAGUAAAAAAACUCAUUGAAUUAUGCCACAAAAUGGAAUGCAUUGAGUCAAUCGUUCAUGUAUCAACAGCUUAUGCCAAUUGUGAUCGAACUCAUAUUGAUGAAAUCGUAUAUCCAACAAAUGUGGAUCCUAAUGUAAUGCUAAAUUUAAUUAAGACAAUAGAUGAAUCUGUACUCGAUUUAAAUACACCAUUUUUGUUACGUGGUUUACCAAAUACAUACACAUUUACUAAAGGUCUUGCUGAAGUUUAUCUAACUCAACAUGCCAAGCAUCUACCAAUUGCCAUAAUUCGUCCAUCCAUGAUUGGUUCAACUUGGAUAGAACCAAUACCAGGCUUUAUUGACAAUUAUACAGGCCACACAGGUCUUAUUGCAGCAGUAGUAACUGGUGCUCUGAGAGUAGUACAUGCUGAUAAGACUGUCAAACCGAAUAUCGUACCUGUUGAUACAGUGGUCAAUAUGAUGUUAACUAUUGCUUGGUAUACUGCUGGGACUAGUCAAAGUAAUGAUAAAUCACUUCCAGUCUAUCAUUGUUGUGCUGCUGAAGAAAGUAUGAAUAAUAAAUGUAUAACGUCAUAUGAAUGGAUUGCAACAGCAAUCAAACAACUUCAUACGAAUGAAAUUGGCUUUGAACGUUGUUUUCGAUGGCCAAAAUUGAGUUUUACUCGUAAUAAAUUUAUUUACAAGAUUCGACAUUUUUUGGAAGAAUUAUGCGUUGCUUUUAUAUUCGAUCUUAUUCUUUGGUCAACACGACAAAAGCCAAGAUUCGUUCAACAAUCAAAGAAAUUAAGAAAAUUCGUUCGUGUACUUUAUCAUUUUUCAAAUAAUACUUGGACAUUUUCAAAUAAACAAAGAGAUAUACUGUGGAAAGCAAUAGAUAAUAAUGAUCAAGAUCGAAAAUUAUUCAAUUUUGAUUUAACCGAACUUGAUUGGACUGACUAUAUCAAAGAUCAUGUAAUAGGUGUGAAAAAAUAUUUAUUAAAAGAAGAUAUAAAUCGAAUGUCAACAUGUUAUAAACGAAUUUCUAAGUAUGUAUACGUAUGAUUAUCAAAUAAGAUUGAUACAAAAUUCUAAGAUUAAGAUUUGCAAAAAAAAAGUUCUCGUUACACUAUGAAAACUUGAUAUACAAAAUUCUAGAACUCAUAUUGCUUUAUAAUUAAUUAUACUUCUCCAUCUGUAUUUUAGGUUAAAAUAUCUGGAACAAUUUAUCACGAUUUGUUUUGUCACUAUUUAUCUAUUUUAUUUUUGUAAAAUAUUUGCCUUAUAAUUUUGUUCUUAUUGUAUUUUGUAAUAUAUUGAAUUUGUCAAUAAAAAAUUUCAGAGCCUAGAGCAAUAUCACACAUAUUCGAAACUCAGGUAUCAAGAUUCUAAAACAUCUCUAUGAUCGUCAAAAGCAAAGUUUUUGAGUGGCUUCGAUGAAACGAGAUAGAUACCGAAGUCAAUUCACACAUUAUUGAACAGCUUGAGACCUGAUACGAGCUUUGUCCAGGUAAAUCUUGUUGUCAUGCUCUGUGUAUGUCUUGACACUCACAUAAGUCUACUCAUACAGUCAUACUGAGGCGAACCAAUUUACGGUACGCAAAACCCCUCCCGAAAGAUAGACAUGCAGCCUAAAAUGAUACACAUAGCUAUAACCUAAUUGAUUAUUCUCAUCAAUAAAGCUGUGCAGGAUAAGCCUUUUUUGUAUCCUGUAUCUUGUGUAAAAAAAUUUCUCAUAGCCUUAUCCUACUAUACCCUGCUGCAUGUUACUUCGACACUACCAUAUUCUAUUGCCCUACAGAGUGUGUGUGGCUGUACAUGUUCUUGCAGAUUAAAAGAAAAAACACACUUACCUAUUUUUAUUCUUUAUUUGGAGUUCACAUUUAUUUUAAAGAUAUACUUCAAUCCAUUGGAAUGUAAGAAAGAAAAUAAUUUUAUCUGCUAUCAAUGAGAAAAACUUUUGGUGACUUAUAUCGUUAUAACGAAUAGCAUGCCGGUAUAUGUCUAGGUUGCAGAAAAAAAAUUCACAUUCAGAUGCAGUCAACAUAUCACUGCCAAUAUUGAUUGAAGUGGAUCCGCCCUCAGAAAAUCGAUUUUUUUCGAAACAAUAUCGAAAUUGAGUUUUUACCACAGACAGAUCCCAUGUAAAAAAAAUUAGGGGUAAAAUCAGAUUAAAAUCGAUUAAAAAAUGAUUAAAAAUCGAUUAAAAAAUGAUUAAAAAUCGAUUAAAAUCAUACACCUUUUAAUCGAUUUUUAAUCAAAAAUAAUC